GUCUGUAAACUUCACUGGUGGAUGCAAAUUUGAGAGAAAACAAGAGAAGAGAAGAGAAGAGAAGAGAAGAGAAGAGAAGAGAAGAGAAGAGAAGAGAAGAGAAGAGAAGAGAAGAGAAGAGAAGAGAAGAGAAGAGAAGAGAUCUAUAUUUGGCUGUUUUGACUUUCAUUAUUCAGAUCUGGGCAGUGUUUUCGUCUUUCCCAUGGCGGGCAGGUGGAACCUCCUGUUACUGGCUCUGUACCUCUCCCUCGUCACGGUCCUGUCAAUAGACUGUCCUGACGGAUUUGGUGUUAGGAAGGGAAAAUGCAUUGAUGUUGAUGAAUGUGACGGCUAUCAAGAUGGUGAAAUUGGGCCAUGUGGAAAUAAUACUAUCUGUCUCAACACAAACGGCAGCUUCUACUGCCAGUGUGUUGAUGGUUACAUGUCAACAACACAGACUGUGAAUUUCACCGCUGGAAAACCUGGGAUAUGUAUAGAUUUUGAUGAAUGUGCCGGCUAUGAAGAUGGUAAAAUUGGGCCAUGUGGAGAGAAUGCAGUCUGUCACAACUCAAUCGGCAGCUUCUACUGCCAGUGUGUUGAUGGUUACAUGUCAACAACACAGACUGGCAACACUAAAAUGGCAUUUCAGAACGGUGACAACGUUACAUGCAUAGAUAUUGAUGAGUGUCAAGAGGAAAAUGUUUGUGGGCAGAAUGCAAAAUGCAUCAACACACUGGGCAGUUAUUACUGUCUCUGCAAUAACGGCUUUGGACUGAAAUCCGGAAAACUCAACUUCACUGGGAGACAGGAGCAAUGCGAAGACAUAUGUAUGAUUGAUAAGACAAUCUGCGGAAAUGGAACCUGUCACCGUGGAGCCAGCGGCCAUUACUGUGCAUGCCAUGCAGGGUUCACUAACUAUGGCAACAAGGAGUAUCGUUGCACUGAGUUAAUCUGCGAUACAUUCAAAGAAAUGGAUGAUGUGAAACUCCAGACAUUUCACACUGCACGUGAUCUUCUGACACAGUUGAACAACAGCUGUCAGGAGAUUACAAAGAGUGAGAAUUCAACAUUGAACUUGGAUGGAAACAAACUACUUGAGAGACUUUUGUCUGCAAUCGACGAGCUCUUGUCUAGUGGAGCCUUCAACGAUAACAAGAAAGUCUCCACCUUUUUUGACAUAGUGGAAAAUGCACUGAGACUGAUCGGACCCUUAAUUAAGCCCCCCAGGAAAAUAAAACUCUCUGCUUACACAGAUCUGGAGCUGUUGGUACAUAAUCUGCCAUUCCCCAAGGGAGCUGUGUCUUUAUCAUCAUCAUCUAAUCAAACCCGUGUGAGUAUGCAGUGGGAGACAGUUGCAGGAGAUCCCUCCCGUUACCCAGGCUUUGCAGCAGUGUCCUUGCUGAGCUAUGCAAACCUGAAUGACUCUGCAAAUGGCUUUUUUCAAGGGGUCACACGAGAAAAAGGCAUAAAGGGCUUUAAGAUCAACUCCAAAAUCAUAACUGUCACUGUCAGUAACACAAACACCAGCCACCUAGAAGAGCCAGUCCAAAUAACUUUCUACCAUCUGAAUCAGGCAGAUAAAAAUAACCACACCUGUGUUUUCUGGGAUUCCUCGUUGGAUGAAGGCUCAUGGUCUGAUAAAGGUUGCUAUGUGAAGGAGUCCAACUUUGAAUACACUGUGUGUUCCUGCCACCAUCUGAGCAGCUUUGCCGUGCUUAUGGAUCUCUAUGAGAUUGAGAACAAGUCUGAGUUGCAGCUGAUCACCUGGGUGGGUCUGUCCCUUUCACUAGUUUGCCUGUUCAUUUGCAUCCUGACGUUCUCACUCAUCCGCUCCAUCCAGAGCCCAAGAACCACCAUCCACCUGCACCUCUGCAUCACCCUCUUCAUUGCCAACCUCAUCUUCCUUGCUGGCAUCUCUCAGACACAGAACAAGGUUGGCUGUGCAGUGGUAGCAGGGCUGCUACACUUCUUUUGCCUGGCAGCAUUUUGCUGGAUGUGUCUGGAGGGCAUACAACUCUUCAGGAUGGUAGUCCUGGUAUUUAACACCAACUUCAAAACCCUCUACAUGAUGGCAGGUGGCUAUGGAGUCCCAGCUGUUAUUGUCGCUAUCUCUGCUUUGUCCAAUGCCAAAGGAUAUGGCACUGAGAAACAUUGCUGGUUAGACCUGAAAUUAAUUUGGACUUUUUUUGGCCCUGUCUGUGUCAUCAUUGUUGUAAACAUUGUCUUCUUUCUCAUCACUGUGUGGAAGUUGGAACAGAAGUUCUCAAGUUUAAAUCCUGAUCUGCAAAGCCUGCAGAAAAUAAAGGCGUUCAUCAUUACUGCAGUGGCUCAGCUCUGUGUGCUGGGCAUCAUGUGGAUCUUUGGUUGUUUCCAGUUUGAGGAGGGCACCAUAGUCAUGUCUUACUUUUUCACCAUCUUUGGCAGUUUUCAGGGGGUUCUGCUCUUCGUCAUGCACUGUCUGUUUUCUAAACAGGUGAGGGAUGAGUAUGGAAGCAUCCUGUCCAGAUUAUGUACACCUCAAAAGAAGAGAUAUUCAGAUGUCAGUUACUCCAGCAAAGCUCCGGCAUCCAAGAGCUCCCAGGACACAGGGGAGUCUCAUAUCUGAGGAGCUAAACGGCGACUUGUAGGCAAAGUCUGCCAUUUCAGGCAUACAGUGAACUGCUGUCCUCCCGUUAGCAGUCAAUGCACCAAUUAGCUUUUCUGUAAAAUGCUAUAAACAUUGUCAUUCUUUACUGUGCCUAUAUAAGCUAAAGCUACUGAAAUGAAACUGUUGCUCAUUACAAUUUCAAAAGCAUGAAGGGUUUCAUUUAAAACAAGAAAAUCAGAUGUGAAAUUUGACAGCAUAAUACAGAUUUGUAUGUCAUUAUUAUUAUGCAAAGCUUGUAAGAUGACCUAUAACGUAACAUAAGUUUCAUUCCAACAUUUAUUUUAUUGAAGUAUUUAUGUCAUUUUGGAGAAAGAAAUCUCCAAAUGUUUUUUUUUUUCAUUUGUUGAAAAACAUUGAACCAACUUUGGACAAAAAUAUGAAAAUCAUAAAUGAUAUGAUGAGGACCUGUUUUAUCAGGUAAAUCUAAUAUUGCUUGUUGUGUCAUUCAGGUACUUUUCCAAUCAGCAAAGACAAUCUGAAAGAUGAGAUUUCUGAGGCAAGCACUUUUUUCUGUAUAACCUUUCACCAUGUCCUAACAGUAUCUGAAUAUUACCAACAAAAAGGGGGGCAGUUAUCAAUCAAUCAAUCAAUGGCUUUAUUUGUCACUGUACCGAAAUACAACGAAAUUACAGCAAUCAUCCCGUCCGUACAUAAUACAACAUACAAUACAUAUAUUAAGACAGACAUAACCCGAUGACUGAGCUUUUUUUUAAAGAGACAGAGAUGGAUUUUAAAUGCAUAUCUGUGUAUAUAUUGCUAUGCAAUUCAAUAUAUGUUAAUAAGUUACUGCAUUUCUGCUCAAUUUAUGGUACUGCAACAUUUGAAAUGUAUAUAGAGGGGUUUUUAUUUACGUACUGUAAGUUCAGAUCAUAAAUGUCUCAAAACUGGACUUUUUAUCCAUUGAAGUAUUGUUAUAAGCACUGAUAAGCACAUGUGUGAGUUUUCCCAAGGAGGUCUGUUUUUUUACAGUUAAAAAUUUUUUUUUGUCUUUGGUGUGAAUUAUUCUGCACAGAGGGGUUUUGUGUUUUCCAAGUUGUUAUUUUUUUACUUUAUUGCUUGAAAUUUGAACAUAAUAAAUAUUCUGAUGUACCUCAUGUUUAAAGGCUCCUUGAAAAGAUCCUCCCACCACUCGCCAUGAAAUAUAUUUAAUAUAGGUGAUAAAUUGUUGUGGGCAGCUUAAGAAAACAGGUUUUUUUUUAAGUUCUUCAGAUUUUAAAUGUGCUACAUUUAGCAGAAAAUGUGGGCUGUGAUAAGAUAACGUUAAAAAAAUAAAAGUCACUGCCA
Messenger RNA from Scomber scombrus (Atlantic mackerel), 3910 nucleotides. Its product is annotated as adhesion G protein-coupled receptor E5-like. Lineage: Eukaryota; Metazoa; Chordata; Actinopteri; Scombriformes; Scombridae. The coding region runs from base 203 to 2584 and encodes 793 amino acids. The transcript has 20 exons. Gene Ontology annotation, biological process: adenylate cyclase-activating G protein-coupled receptor signaling pathway; cell surface receptor signaling pathway. Gene Ontology annotation, cellular component: membrane. Gene Ontology annotation, molecular function: calcium ion binding; G protein-coupled receptor activity. The record is from RefSeq and is a predicted model, not a curated record.